Rhagoletis zephyria (snowberry fruit fly) is the source of this 847-nucleotide messenger RNA. RefSeq lists its product as uncharacterized. Gene Ontology annotation, cellular component: plasma membrane; nucleus. The record is from RefSeq and is a predicted model, not a curated record. NCBI's taxonomy places the organism in Eukaryota, Metazoa, Arthropoda, Insecta, Diptera, Tephritidae.
GCGGCAGCGCGUUGUGCGGCGCAAGAACACCAAGACAACAGAUGCGCGUCGGAGAAUAGCCCAGGAAGCGGCCGGAGCUUCACGACUGACACCACCUCAGCCGCAACCACUGAUAGGCCUGACGCUACCCGAUGGCAUACCAAGUCCGGACACACCGCUCUUCAAGCAUGGCAGCACGACUCGCGCUGAACUUUUAGCAAUGCAAACGCCACCAAACUCAAUAUACGUCGUUGACAAUAAUUAUGCAGCAACAUCUGCAGCGGCAGCAGAGAUUACUGAAGCUGAGUUACAGCAGCGCAGCUCAACGCCGACGCUGGAAGAGACGUAUUCGAUCAAGCGUUGUCUGAGCUUUUCAUCGGCUAGCGACGAGGAAGACGACGCGGACUUUAGCAGCGCCGCAAAACGCAGCUCGGUGGCAUCGUCCAAUACGAGCUCCAUGAUGGGCGACCACUUCGGUUCCGGACGCGCAUCGCGGAAUUCGCAGGGCUCAUGGAAAGGCCCGAGCAGCAACGCCGUGCGUGGAAAUGUGGAGGUGUCUAUACACGUAGAGCGGCAGCAAUUAAAUGUACAUGUUAUACGUUGUCGCGAUCUACAGCGUCCAAAUGGUUCUACUGCGCUGAAUGCAUACGUUAAGGUAGCGCUGAUACGCAACAAACCAGCCAAUAAGCCAGCGGAGAAUUACUUCCAGCGUACGGCUGUGCAUCGGCAUUCAAGCCGUCCGUACUUCGAUCACCGCUUCAGAUUUGAUUUGAGCGCACAGGCGCAGGCGCAGGCGCAAACGGAAACGGAUACUGCUGCCGCGGGCGAACGUCUGCAAUUGGCUGUAUGGCACAGAGACCGCNGUUAA